AAUCAAAAAAUAAUGAGAAAAAAGUUUGUGAAAAAUUGCCACCGUAAUCGAAUACGAGCGAGACUGGGCAAAUUGUCUCGAAAAUAUUGUAUGAUUCCCGGUACUUUAUUGUAAAAGCUACGUGGUAAAAGCGUGCUCGAGUGUGUUGUGAUUAAGUGUUGAUCGUUUGCGUAUGACCCGGGACAGUGGAAUGUUUGUACCAAGUUUGUGAAAGUUUCGUAUGCAGCAAAGCAUGCAGACGUGUUGAGUUGUGCACUCGGUCACUCCCAUAUUCCCCAUUGCAGCCCAGUACCCGAAAUUGCAGCCCUGCUUUCGGUUUCGGAUUUCCUAUUCAGCUGGGCCGUUCGCCACGAAACAUCCGUCCAAAAAACAUUUGCGCUACGUAUGGUGCCGAUACGCUUUGGUGGUGCGAACGGUACGGGCAUCCUUCGGUUGGUGGAGUUAAAGGCGAUGUAAUCAAACACUUUCAAGCAACAAUAAUGGUUCCAAACGGUGUGAUACGUUUCCGGUUGCUACCUGCCACUUGCUAAGACGAACGCUCACAUCCGAAAAAGUACCACGAAAUGCAUCGAAUACUGAUGGGAAUUGUGUGAAGGAUAAACCGUUAGCGCAAUACCUGCACAAGUGUUUGGUGGAAAGCUCAGCUAAGACAAGAGGAAAGAGCACAGUUGCAUCCGGUUUUGGAGCUGAUGCAACUUUGAAUCGUUCGGUGCAUUGAAGUAUCGGUGCCAACGAGUGCGAGGACAUAAUCGAACCAAAAAAAAAACGGAGCAAACUAUGCAAACUGUGGCCGGCAGCGUAGGAAAAACGAGCAAUACAAGCAGCGGCGGAAGCAUUAGCAGCAGUACGACAAAAGGAACCAGCGGGUCUACGACGACGACGGGUACAUCGACCACCAGCAAUAGCGGCGCAUCUACGACGGCAACGACCAAAACGAAAGAAAUGUUUAUCCUACGAGCGCUCGAAAAGAUCCUCAGCGAUAAAGACAUCAAGCGGUCGCAUCAUCUUCAGCUAAAGCGUGCCUGCGAUGUGGCACUUGAGGACAUCAAGGAAGAGUUGAAGCAGGCGGGACACACAGAAACCAAUGGCGAAACACCGGUACCAUCGGCCGCGUUACCGCUGCCGAAGAACGAUUCGGGCAACAUUAUCAACGCGGAAAAGUACUUCCUUCCGUUCGAGCUCGCCUGCCAGAGCCGUACACCGCGCAUCGUCGUGACGGCGCUCGAUUGCUUGCAGAAGCUGAUCGCUUACGGCCAUCUGACCGGUAACAUUCCUGACUCGUCGAAUCCGGGCAAAUUCCUGAUCGAUCGAAUCGUCACCACGAUCUGCAACUGCUUCAUGGGCCCACAGACCGACGAAGGGGUGCAGUUGCAGAUCAUCAAAGCGUUGCUAACGGUGGUCACGUCCCAGCACGUCGAGGUGCACGAAGGCACGGUGCUGCAGGGUGUGCGCACCUGUUACGACAUUUAUCUGUCGAGCAAAAACCUUAUCAACCAAACGACGGCCCGCGCUACCCUGACGCAGAUGCUGAAUGUGAUUUUCACGCGCAUGGAAAAUCAAGCAUUCGAAGCAAUUGCCGCUGCUGCGAGUGCAAACGCUGCGCUGCAAGCAGGGAACGGUAACAGCAUGGCUCUGGCACAGAGCGCCUCACCGAACAAUAGCUCCGUCGCGGGGCUUACGACGGAUGAAUCUCCGACGCAGCCGAAAUCGAUCGAAGAGAAACAUCCCGACUACGAUCAGAUCCGGGCGAUCGUGGAGGAGAUCGUCGAUAAUGUGAUAGCGCAGGCGGCUUCCAGCGUUGCGGCAGGCGGCGAGGGAGCCGCACUGACGGGGAGUGCAAGCGAACCGGCAAUAAGCAUGAACGAAACGAGCGAAACGGCCAGCAUCGGAGGCAUAUCGAUCGGUGGUACCGAUUCGACGUCGAUCGCACGCGUACCGUCCCAGGAAAGUAUGGAGGUGACGAGCGAAAACGAUAGCAUCGUGACGGCCAAGUUUACUCACAUCCUGCAGAAGGAUGCCUUCCUGGUGUUCCGUGCGCUGUGCAAACUGUCUAUGAAACCCCUGCCCGAAGGUCACCCGGAUCCGAAGUCGCACGAGCUGCGGUCGAAAAUUCUGUCCCUCCAUCUACUGCUCUCGAUCCUGCAGAACGCCGGACCGGUGUUCCGUUCGAACGAAAUGUUCAUCAUGGCAAUCAAGCAGUACCUGUGCGUGGCUCUCUCGAAGAACGGUGGCAGCGCCGUGCCGGAGGUGUUCGAGCUGUCGCUCUCGAUCUUCGUCGCGCUGCUGUCGAACUUUAAAAUUCAUCUCAAAAAGCAGAUCGAGGUGUUUUUUAAGGAAAUUUUCCUCAACAUUCUCGAAGCGCCCAGCUCGUCGUUCGAGCACAAAUGGAUGGUCAUUCAGGCGCUGACACGAAUCUGUGCCGAUGCGCAAAGUGUGGUGGACAUUUACGUGAACUAUGAUUGUGACUUUUCCGCGGCCAAUUUGUUCGAACGGCUGGUGAACGAUUUGUCGAAAAUCGGGCAAGGCCGGCAAGCGCUGGAGCUGGGCACGUCGGUCAAUCAGGAGAAAUCGAUGCGCAUCCGUGGGCUGGAAUGUUUGGUGUCGAUCCUGAAGUGUAUGGUUGAGUGGAGCAAAGAUCUGUACGUGAAUCCGAACUCGCAAACCACGCUCGGAGAUCCGCCGUCCGUUGCCGGGGGCGCGGUGGUCGAACGUAAGGCGGCCAGCUCGCUGAAUGUGAGCGCCGGAUCGCCGGUGGAUGAUGCCGUGCACGAAAUGUCGAUGAAAUCGCACGGUGGAUCGAGCGUUAGCAUCAAUUCACUCGGCAGCACCAACACUUCGGGAGGCAACCGGGAAGUGCUCGAUCUGCCCGAGGAGCUGGAAGAGCGCAAGCAACGCAAGGAGGUCAUGGAGACGGGUAUCGACAUGUUUAACCGGAAACCGAAGAAGGGGAUCGUGUUCCUGCAGGAACGGGGACUGCUCGGUACGCCGGUGGAAGAUGUGGCACGGUGGCUGCACGAGGAUGAACGGCUGGACAAAACGCAGAUCGGAGACUACCUGGGGGAGAACGACGAGCACAGCAAAACGGUCAUGUGCGCGUACAUCGAUGCGAUGAACUUUGCCGAGCUAGACAUUGUCGCUGCGCUGCGCUACUUUCUGGAGGGUUUCCGGUUGCCGGGCGAGGCGCAAAAAAUUGACCGACUGAUGGAGAAGUUUGCGUCGCGCUACUGUGACUGCAAUCCGAACAACACGCUGUUCGCCAGUGCCGACACGGUGUACGUGCUGGCGUUCUCCGUGAUAAUGCUGACGACGGAUCUGCAUUCGCCGCAGGUGAAGCACAAGAUGACGAAGGAGCAGUACAUCAAGAUGAACCGGGGCAUCAGCGACAACAAGGAUCUGCCGGAGGAGUAUCUGUCGCAGAUUUACGACGAGAUAGCGGGCCACGAGAUUAAGAUGAAGAACACCGUAGCGAACAAGCCGGCCGGCAAGCAGAUCAUUGUGAACGAAAAGAAGCGCAAGCUGUUGUGGAACUUGGAGAUGGAGGCUCUGUCGACGACGGCCAAAAAUCUGAUGGAGUCGGUGUCGCACGUGAAAGCGUCCUUUACCUCGGCAAAGCAUCUCGAGCAUGUGCGGCCGAUGUUUAAGAUGGCGUGGACCUCCUUUCUGGCGGCGUUUUCCGUCGGGCUGCAGGAUUGUGACGAUCCGGAAAUUGCAUCCCUCUGUCUGGAUGGUAUACGGUGUGCGGUACGUAUUGCGUGCAUCUUUCACAUGAGCCUCGAGCGUGACGCGUACGUGCAAGCGUUGGCUCGAUUCACGCUGCUUACGGCCAACUCACCGAUUAACGAGAUGAAGGCUAAAAACAUUGACACGAUCAAAACGCUCAUCAUGGUGGCACACACGGACGGUAACUAUCUUGGGUCGAGCUGGUUGGACAUCGUGAAAUGCAUUUCCCACCUGGAGCUGGCGCAGCUGAUCGGUACCGGUGUGCGGCCCGAAUUCCUGUCCGGUCCGGCAUCGCACCGGGACACGCUGGACCCAAGCGCGAAGGAACAUAUCGGAGAAACGAGCUCGCAAAGCAUUGUGGUGGCGGUCGAUCGGAUCUUUACCGGCUCGAUCCGUCUGGACGGUGACGCAAUAGUGGACUUUGUGAAGGCGCUCUGUCAGGUAUCGCUGGACGAGUUGACGCGCCCGCAGCCGCGGAUGUUUUCGCUGCAGAAGAUUGUGGAGAUUUCGUACUACAACAUGGGACGUAUCAGGUUGCAGUGGUCGCGCAUCUGGCAGAUUUUGGGCGAACACUUCAAUGCGGUCGGCUGCAACACGAACGAGGAGAUAGCGUUCUUCGCGCUGGACUCACUGCGCCAGCUGUCGAUGAAGUUUAUCGAGAAGGGCGAGUUUACCAACUUCCGGUUCCAGAAAGACUUCCUGCGACCGUUCGAGCACAUCAUGAAGAAAAACCAUUCGCCCGCGAUCCGCGAUAUGGUGGUGCGGUGCGUAGCGCAGAUGGUUAACUCGCAGGCGCACAACAUCAAAUCGGGCUGGAAGAAUAUCUUUUCCGUGUUUCACCUAGCGGCGGGCGAUCAUGACGAGGGUAUCGUGGAUUUGGCGUUCCAGACGACGCGCAAGAUCAUUAACGAUCUGUACCAGAGCCAGUUCCACAUCAUGAUCGAUUCGUUCCAGGACGCCGUCAAGUGCCUGUCGGAGUUUGCGUGCAACGCGCGGUUCCCGGACACGAGCAUGGAAGCGAUCCGGCUCGUGCGGACGUGUGCGAUCUGUGUGAACGACGCACCCAACCUGUUUGCCGAGCAUGCGGGCAUGGAGAACGAUGUGUCCGUACCGGAGGAGGAUCGGGUGUGGGUGCGCGGCUGGUUCCCGAUGCUGUUCUCCCUGUCCUGUGUGGUGAAUCGCUGCAAGCUGGACGUGCGAACGCGCGGGCUGACCGUGCUGUUCGAGAUCGUGAAAACGCACGGCGAUGCGUUCCGGGCCAACUGGUGGCGCGAUCUGUUCAAUGUGCUGUUCCGCAUCUUUGACAACAUGAAGCUACCCGAGCACCAAACGGAAAAAGCCGAAUGGAUGACAACGACCUGCAAUCACGCGCUGUACGCAAUCAUCGACGUCUUUACGCAGUAUUUCGAUAUCCUUGGCCCGAUGCUGUUGGCGGACCUGUACUGUCAGCUUCACUGGUGUGUACAGCAAAACAAUGAACAGCUGGCACGGUCCGGAACGAACUGUCUGGAAAACUUGGUCAUCUCGAACGGGCUCAAAUUUAGCGAAGGCACGUGGAGCAACACGUGUCAGUGUAUGCUGGACAUCUUCAACAGUACGCUACCGAAUGAGCUGCUCACGUGGAAACCGGAUCCAUUGCCACAGUCGAUCGUGGGCAGCGGUGCGAACGUUCCCCGGGUGCACGAGAAUGGCGACGUACCACGGCACGGCAUCCUGAAGCGCUCCGGAUCGCAACAUUCAAUGCACGGGCAGGAUGCUCAUGCGGUGGGUGAGCAAGGCAGCGCUACCAGCCUGUCGUCCGGUGGUACCGCCAACACGUCCGUACUGUUCUCCAACCUGCUGAUUAAAUGCGUCGUACAGCUGGAGCUGAUACAGACGAUCGACAAUAUCGUUUUCUUCCCGGCGACUUCACGCAAGGAGGAUGCGGAAACGCUCGCCCAAGCAACGGCCGAACUGAGCGCCGUUAAUCAGCACGCCGCGUCCUACCCUUCGUCCCUUUCCGGGGAGGAGUGUCAGCGCGAGGAGCAGGGCAUGUACAGCUAUCUGAACACACCGCAUCUGCUGCAGUUGGUCGAUUGUUUGCUGCAGAGCCAUCGGUUUGCCAAACAGUUCAACUCGAACAACGACCAGCGGACGGUGUUGUGGAAGGCCGGGUUCAAGGGUUCGCUGAAGCCAAAUCUGUUGAAGCAGGAAACGCAAUCGCUCGCGUGCGUGCUGCGCAUACUGUUCAAGAUGUACAGUGAUGAGAACCGGCGACGGGACUGGCAGGACAUCGAGCAGCAGCUGAUCGGUGUGUGUACGGAGGCGCUGGAUUACUUCCUCUCGCUGCCAAGUGAACCGCAUCGGGAUGCGUGGACAUCGUUGCUGCUGCUGGUGAUGACGCGGUUGCUGAAAAUGUCCGAUGCUAGGUUUGCGGCCCACAUUGGCAGCUAUUACGUGUUUCUGUGCGAUCUGACCUGCGUUGAUCUGAAGCCGGAACUGCGCACGGUAUUGCGCCGAGUUUUCCUGCGUAUCAGCCCAGUAUUUGGAAUCUCGAGUGCCACUGCUGGCGGAGCGUCCGGUGCAAAUGCGUCCAACACUGUACCCAUGGCAGCUACCUAGUAUCGGCGGCACGGCUCAAUCUCUCGUACCGCUACCACUGCUGCUAACACAACUACCAACGGCGACAGUCACAGUAGGACACAGCGCCAACCACAGUACCACCAGCAGUGGCGGCAGAACGUACCAACGCAUGCAAUGCUGUACCGUCCUGCUUAUGCCGCACCGUACCACCCGCAAGCUAUGCGAUCUUCCUCCCUUGCAUCUACCACCGGCUGCCAGUGUCAUCGUUGGCGUGCGAUAGCACUCGCCAACCGGAACGGCUUGCGUUCCUUCCCGUCCUCCCCGGAACGUCAGCGUAGUCGACCGGUGCAUCAAAGGCGCACUAGUGGCGUUUUAGGUGCUUUCGGCAUUGGUGGCAGCACUAGAGCGGGACCCCCGGUUGGGGUGCGCAGUAACACUAGAGGCAACAGUAGUAGUAGUAGUAGUAGCACUAAAAAUAUCAUUACCACUACCUCUAGCAAUAAUGAUGGCGGUAGUACAGCACCACGUUUCACAUCGUUCGUUCCUUCCUUCGCACGCCGCCAAUCCACGUCCACUUCCUCCGCUUGCUCAUCUUCGGCCUUCUAUCCGGUGGGUACAUACUAUUCGGCGCAUCGGGUUACCAUUUCCGGUAGGAUGGGUGGUAACGGUAAGAACGUUUCCUCCUGGACCGAAAAUCGUCUAUUGUAGUCAGGUGAUGAGAUGAGAGAUAGAACGGCGCACUUAGUGCACCUUUUUUUUUGGUUAGAUCUUUACGAGCGUCACCAACUACACGAGUUCCAAGAUGAAACAUUAGGAAAAAUUGUUCCAUUCAGUGUUUUUGAAUCCAAAGAAAACGAAGAUCGAACGGUAGUAAGACACAUUAGACACGCAAAAAAAAAAACACUUUCCAAAAUUGAGAUAUUGUUAUGUUCAUACAUUUUAAUCGUUGUUGUAUUUUAGGGCCGAAUUUUACGUUCAUGACCGUCGCAACUCACACACUCACACCGGAAUGACCGGCUACUUGUUUGAGGUAUGUAAAGGCACUUUUGCUGCAACGAUAGAGGGACGUGUGAUGUGUGCUUUGUAAAUAGUACAAUCAUUGCUUGAAUUGAAUUCUGAACUAAUGCGGCCACUAGCUGCGCUUUGCUUAGGACGAGUAUUCACGCACCUUUCACCACUUGAAAGCAAUUUGCGGAAGGUAGAGUGCUAGAUUUUUUUCAUAUAACAGGGUGUGAGCGCGGGAAUAACACGUUGCCAGGUAACACUAUUUAACCAGUAAAGUAUCAAGUAAAGCAAAUCGCAACAGUAAAACAGCAAACAAACAAAAGAGUGAAUAGAAAAGGUUAGAAAUAAAGCAAACAAACAAAAAACACUCAAAUGCAACCGUUUGAUGGUUGUGCCGUCGGUGUGUUUGUGGGAAGUAGCUAAAGAAAGCAACAAAAAACACAUUAAACACUAGUGAAUCGCUUUGUAUACAUGGGGGUUGGGUUAAUGAGAGAUUUCAUGUAACGAUCAAGAAACAAAUCAAAUCGAUAGCGAGCGAUCGGGCAGCAGUUACGAGCUCGGGCGUGUACUAUUAAGGCACUGACUGUUGUUCCGUUUCCGGUAGAGGUUUUGGCCGCGCGUUUUUUGAGUACAUACAAAUUAUGUUACAUUUUGGCAUUUCACAACCUCGGCACGAGCUCUACGAUAGGGUAUGUUUAGCGGUGGUGGUCCGGUCCAGCCGGUCCAGCAAUAGUAGGAACAGUCAAGGCAAAGCAUGGAAUGAUGUUGUAACAUAUACUCUGUGAUCGAGACCGAGCAAGCAAGCAAGCGUACGAGCGUAUGAAGGUGAUAAAUUAAUCCAUCUAUUUGUUAUAUGAAAUCAUUACCGAAAGAGAAGAAUAUACAGUAUAUAUAGUAUAAUAUAUA
This is a messenger RNA of Anopheles stephensi (Asian malaria mosquito), 8193 nucleotides long. RefSeq names its product brefeldin A-inhibited guanine nucleotide-exchange protein 2 (gene Sec71). Gene Ontology annotation, molecular function: guanyl-nucleotide exchange factor activity. Bases 778 to 6321 code for a protein of 1847 amino acids. Gene Ontology annotation, biological process: regulation of ARF protein signal transduction. Lineage: Eukaryota; Metazoa; Arthropoda; Insecta; Diptera; Culicidae. The record is from RefSeq and is a predicted model, not a curated record. The transcript is spliced from 3 exons.